CUAAAAUGAAUAGAACAGAAAGAUAUUUUAUUUGGUUAGUUUUUUUGUGAUUGAGGUUGCUUCCCGUUCCUUUUGUCCAUCUCUACGAAAUCUCUUUUAUAUACUUCUUCUGCAGUUUACCCUGUAGCUAUUAAUCUCUAGCAAACAACUCCACUUUUUGGUCCAGUUUCUGAGUUAAGGCUACUCCAGGAAGAAUGGCCGCUAUUGUCACAUCUCCACCUCAAUCUUGUAGCUCCAGGAAGCUUAAUCCACCCAUCUCGAACGCGCUAGUCAAUGGCUUCAUGGGUGCUUCAUUACCAUGGAGUUCACCAAAUAAGAGCACAACAUUGAGAACUUCAGGGAAAGUGACCGCAUCAGCAACAACUAUUGCCACACCAGUGGAUCAGGAAGUUAAAGAAUAUGCACUUCCUACAUGGGCAUUGUUUGAGAUGGGAAGGGCACCGGUUUUUUGGAAAACCAUGAAUGGCCUUCCUCCAUCUUCCGGAGAGAUGCUGAAACUUUUCUACAAUCCAGCAGCUAAGAAACUCACUCCAAAUGAAGAAUUUGGGAUUGCUUUCAAUGGUGGAUUUAACCAACCUAUCAUGUGUGGUGGAGAGCCAAGGGCAAUGCUUGAGAAAGUUAGAGGAAAAGCUGAUGCCCCAUUGUAUUCCAUCCAAAUAUGCAUUCCUAAGCAUGCUGUGAACUUGAUAUUCUCAUUCACAAAUGGAGUAGAAUGGGAUGGUCCUUACAGACUGCAAUUCCAAGUUCCAAAGGGGUGGAGAAACAAACAGAUUGAGUUCUUCAACGAGGGUCUGCAACAAGAGUUGAGUCAAGAAGGUGCAUGUGACAGAGCAAUCUUCCCAGACACUGAGGUUGUCGCCACGAGAUGCGCCAUGAUCGGUAACUUGUCAAUUGAAGGAGGUGAUCGAUGCAAUCUUGAUCUAGUUGAAGGGUGCAUGGAUCCUGGUUCAUAUCUGUACAAUCCUCUUGCUAAUGUAGAUGAUGGAACUUGCCCGAUUGAUUUAGAUGCCGAGGAUCAAAAUUAAGAUUAGUUAUAGAGUUAAGUGGGCUGCAAGUAUAACCCUUGUUCCACAGUGUAUAACUGUAUAUAUGUAAUGCUCUUGAAUCCUGAUGGGAAUUUAAGAAGUGAACUGAGCAGAGAAAAGAAACUCGACAGUCGUAAAGUGGGCAUCUUUUUCAUUUCCCCAAUUUCAUUUCGCAACUACAAACAAGCAGCAUAUAUGUGUAUGCAUAUUUACAUCAGAAACCUUAUUCCUUAGGUAUUUAUCGAGGGAAAACAUUGAUUUUCAGCUAAAAUACACUGCUUUUCCCUUUUCUAUGAUGUAGCUCUGUUACAUUAUUGCCGUUGGACUCCUUCAAUACUCCAGCAAACCUAACCAAGUCAGAUUUCCCCAGGUCUUCCUGGUCUGGUAAAAAGUCUCUACCUGUUUCUGGGCCUGAUGAAAACCUCCUGAGCAAAUCGGUGGACCCUAGAUCACUCGUUACACGAAGACUCUCCAUUUCCUUAGCAUCAUACAACCCCGGAAUGCUCAUUCUAUGACUAUCAGUAGAGAACCGGUAUGAACUCAAUGGUGUCCGACCUCUAUUGGA
Linum tenue is the source of this 1590-nucleotide messenger RNA. The record is from the annotation of a GenBank genome assembly. NCBI's taxonomy places the organism in Eukaryota, Viridiplantae, Streptophyta, Magnoliopsida, Malpighiales, Linaceae.